GGGAGGAGGCUGAUCCCAGCAGUAAAAAUAGAGCUCAUGGACUUUCUGUAAACAGAUUGGGAGCUCAGGGCUCAGUCGGGACACGCCGGCCUGAGACUGGUCAGCUCUGUAAACAAGGUGUGAAUGAGCGAGGAGGAGUGUCCCACUGCUGUCGCCGACACUGUUCUGCGUUUUCUUUGCCACGAUGACAUAGACACAGUGAAGGAGCUAUGCGCCGACUGGUUCCCUAUCGAGUAUCCAGACUCCUGGUACAGAGACAUCACCUCCAACAAGAAAUUCUUCUCAUUGGCAGCCACGUAUCAUGGGCAAAUAGUGGGCAUGAUUGUGGCAGAAAUAAAGAGCAGGACCAAAGUACACAAAGAGGAUGGGGACAUCUUGGCUUCAUGCUUCUCGAGCGACACACAAGUGGCGUAUAUUCUUAGCCUGGGUGUGGUGAAGGAGUUCAGGAAACAGGGGAUUGGUUCCCUGCUACUGGAGAGCUUGAAGAGUCACAUCUCCAGCACUGCCCAGGAUCUGUGUAAAGCUCUGUACCUGCAUGUCCUGACUACCAACAGCAGUGCCAUCCGCUUCUAUGAGAACCGCCACUUCCAUCAGCACCAUUACCUGCCCUACUACUACUCCAUCCGUGGUGUGCUGCAGGACGCCUACACUUAUGUCUUAUAUCUUAAUGGUGGUCACCCGCCCUGGACAGUAAUGGACUAUAUUCAGCAUCUAGGCUCUGCGCUGGCUGGUCUCAGCCCCUGUUCUCUUCCCCAGAGGAUCUACCGUCAGGCUCACACCCUAUUGCGGAGUUUGCUACCCUGGUCCGGCAUCUCUGCCAAGAGUGGCAUCGAGUACAGUCGCACCAUGUGACCACAGAUCUUUGAAGCUGCACCUCCCAGUGUGUGAGCGGCACAGUCUGCUCUGCCCAUCUCCACGAUGGGAUGCUUGUCAUUGUAGAGGUGUCACAUGACUGCCUAAACACAGAACAGCAACACGUCUAACAUUUGGGAUACAGGGUCUGUGAUCUAAAUCACCUCUCCCAGCAUUCUGGGAUCUGCUUUGCACCCAUGCACAAAAUGAGAACUUAAAGGGAUCUUCCUUUCCAUUUUUCAUGAUCUCUGGCUGCUGCUUUCCCCCUUGUCCCUCAAUACGCCCCUUUGUUAGAGGAUCCCAUUGUCCAGUGACGCAGGAAAGCAGCCUAAGUGUUUACCGUUUUGUAGCCUGGAGCUGCAUGUUUUUUUAAUACCUUUCCUUUUUUUUUUUUUUGCUAUUGAAAUUGUCUUCGUAUCUCAGCAAAGGUCAGAGAGCGUCUGCUGCAGGCGUAACCACUUGCCUGCUUUCUAGAGUGUUAUUGAUGGGCACACAGCACUAUGCAGCAGUUUAUGAGGCCUCUGCUAUGUAGAGGACAGAUUCGCCCUUCUCCGUCUUCCCAAUGUGCUAGCUGCAAGUAGAGUCUGACCGAUUAUACUGCUUGUGUGGCAGACUAGAGCCAAUAGCUGUCCACUGCUGGGU
Messenger RNA from Nanorana parkeri, 1494 nucleotides. It is a transcript of the gene NAA60, whose product is annotated as N(alpha)-acetyltransferase 60, NatF catalytic subunit. The transcript has 8 exons. Gene Ontology annotation, cellular component: Golgi membrane. Gene Ontology annotation, molecular function: protein-N-terminal amino-acid acetyltransferase activity; histone acetyltransferase activity. Bases 124 to 852 code for a protein of 242 amino acids. Gene Ontology annotation, biological process: N-terminal peptidyl-methionine acetylation. NCBI's taxonomy places the organism in Eukaryota, Metazoa, Chordata, Amphibia, Anura, Dicroglossidae. The record is from RefSeq and is a predicted model, not a curated record.